Molecule: messenger RNA, 2232 nt
Organism: Coturnix japonica (Japanese quail)
Lineage: Eukaryota; Metazoa; Chordata; Aves; Galliformes; Phasianidae
Source: RefSeq, a predicted model, not a curated record
GGCGGGAGGAGGAGGGAGGCGGCGCCGGGCCGAGCCCAGCCGGGCUGACGGGCUGCGGCCGCCAUGAGCAGAUCGCAGCUGACGCGGACCGGGAUCUUGCGGAUGGCGCUGGGCGGUGCUGCCGACCCUCUGCUGCCGGCGGAGGGCGCCGGGGGCCGGCGGGUGCCCUUCGUGCUGCGGGCCCUGCGCAUCGCCCUGGUGGUCAGCCUCUACUGGUUCGUGUCCAUCACCAUGGUGUUCCUCAACAAGUACCUGCUGGACAGCCCCUCGCUGCGCCUCGACGCCCCGCUCUUCGUCACCUUCUUCCAGUGCGCCGUGACGGCCGCCCUGUGCCUCGGCCUCAGCCUGGGGGCUGCCUGCGGGCCCUGCACCGCGCUGCCCAACCUGCGCCUCGACCCCAAGGUGUCCCGCAGCGUCCUGCCCCUCUCCGUCGUCUUCAUCGGCAUGGUCACCUCCAACAACCUCUGCCUCAAGCACGUCGGCGUGGCCUUCUACAACGUGGGGCGCUCGCUCACCACCGUCUUCAAUGUGCUGCUCUCCUAUCUGCUCCUCAAGCAGACCACCUCCCUCUACGCGCUCCUGGCCUGCGGCAUCAUCAUAGGUGGCUUCUGGCUGGGUGUUGACCAGGAAGGAGCAGAGGGCACUCUGUCAUGGACAGGUAUCAUCUUUGGGAUCUUAGCAAGCCUGUGUGUCUCACUCAACGCCAUCUACACCAAGAAAGUGCUGCCUGUGGUGGAUGGUAGCAUCUGGCACCUGACCUUCUACAACAACGUGAAUGCUUGUGUCCUGUUCCUCCCACUCAUGAUGAUCACGGGCGAGUUCCACACCCUCUACCACUUUGACAAGCUGGGAAACCCCAGCUUUUGGGGUAUGAUGACCCUGGGGGGAGUGUUUGGCUUUGCCAUUGGGUAUGUGACUGGACUGCAGAUCAAGUUUACCAGCCCACUCACCCACAAUGUCUCUGGGACAGCCAAGGCCUGUGCCCAAACAGUUCUGGCUGUUGUCUACUUUGAAGAGACCAAGAGCUUAUUGUGGUGGACCAGUAACUUGAUGGUUCUGGGGGGUUCCUUUGCCUACACGUGGGUAAAAGGGUUGGAGAUGAGAAAAGCACAAGAGGAUCCUAAUCUCAAAAGCAGUGAAAAAAAUGAGACUGGUGUGUAGGAAGGUCCAGCCUGCACCUCUGUUUCUGCACCUGGGGAGUUAACUUUCAGUACUCCUUCCUGGGGAGAAGAGCAAGGAGCAGGAAAAGUAUUCACCUGCAGCAAAUGGGGAGCUGUGUCAGGAACCAGAGCCAAAGAACGAACUGACUUAUGUUUUAUCCAUGGAUCUCCCCAUCUCAGAGGCAGGGUGAGAGCAUGUGUUCCGGAGAAUUAGCAGACUGGGUUUUUUUUGUGGUCAUUUUGUAAAAUGGACAUUGCUAUUGACCUAGUCUGACUAAUUUCUGUCAUUGGCUGGGGAGGGGUGGGAGGUGAGGGGGCAUGGGCAAAGAAUGGGGUGGGAGCUCUGUAUAGUUAGGAGUCUAGAAUGAAGUGAGGGUCUGAAGUUACAAAAUCCUGGAGCUCUGUGUGUGGGAGGAUCAGGUGGCCGAGCUGUUGGGGAUGGUUGCCUGUAAACUUCUGCUGCACAAAAAGGGGAAAAGAAGAAAAAGAAAGGAAAAAGCAAGCAAACAAACAAACAAAAAAAAAAAAGUAGAUGGCAAUAGCAGUUGUUCCUAUUGCCUAGUUCAGUGCCAAGGACUGGAGAUUCCCUCCCUUCUGGUUCUCUACAAGCCGAAGACACAGCGGUGCCUCUCGAUCCCCUUUCCCAGAGUCAAUGUCUUGUCCUGCAGAGAUCUAUACUGCCUGUUUCUCAUAUCUGGUUUCUUACUUGGGGAAUUAUGUUCAGAAGCAGGGAUAAAACUUCUCAUUCCCUUUUCCUGAGAGGGAGAGCAUGCUCUCUGAAGUGACCGGCCUUACAUCAGCCCUCUGAAACACAAUGGUAGCACGGUGAGUUACCUGUGCUACUCUUGCAGAGGAGCAAGGUUGGCAUCUGCCUUUCUCAGUGAUGAGAUGGAGAGUUGUUUUCCAUUGUGCUUCCUUCAGAAGGAUGUGUGCUGCGCCAUCUUUGGUGUCUGCGGUUCGGUUUAUCCCCUUAUCCCCUCCGUUCCGGCGAACCCUUCGCUAAAAAUAACACCUUCGGAAUGUCGCAUUUUGUAAUCCCUAAAUCCAGCCCAAUAAAACCCGAGUCGCUCUG